AAGCUGUUCAUCGAGUCAAACUCGUUUCUCAUUCAAUGCAGGAGAUACGGAGAGUUUCAACAGACGAGCCAACACCUUUUUUCAGGAGGCGGGGCUCGUAUACUAUUACAAGACCUCACAAGGAAGUAGGUUUAACUCGUUGAACCAUGUUACACUUUGUAAUAGAUGCUUGCAUUUCAUUUUGUUUUUGCUGGAAGUGGGUUUUUCCUACUUUUUAAGUGCUCUGAGGAAACAACUUUAACCUUGGAGCCGUUCACUCUGUUUGUGUGGACGACACAGGGAAUCUAACCACAAUGAUCCAUCACCAGAAGGGUGUUCAAAGUGUGACAGCGUUUUUUUCUUGCUGACUCUGGGAGGUUAUCCAAGAUUUUUGAUUGUGCUGAACUCUCACACAGCUGUCACAGUUGGCCCACUGCUGACCAGAAAAAAACAUCCAUACCUCAUAAACUGAAACGAUGAAGAUACCAGAUUCCAGGAAAACAUGGUGCAUAACAAUUAUAGUGGCUUUCUGCCUCUUUGGCUCUAUUUUGGCAUUCUUUCUCUAUUUUGAGCCUCCACCUCCUGUUUGUUCCCCUGAAUUCGCACUAGCUGAAAAUUAUCGUGAUCCAGAUGAAAAGCCCAUAGUCCUGCUGUGGUUCUGGCCCCUCGGUGUCAGGUUUGAUUUCAAAAUGUGCUUAACCAACUUCCAAAUUGAUAACUGUGUUCUGACAGAUGAUAGAUCCCUCUACAGCAAGGCCCACGGAGUCAUUUUCUACCAAAAAGAAAUAGGCUGGAAUUUGGACAACAUGCCACAGGAGCCACGUCCAUCUUUUCAGAAGUGGAUUUGGUUCCAUGUGGAAUCGCCGACGAACACAGGAAGGAUACCGGGUCUGGUCAACCUGUUCAACUUAACAUUGAGCUACAGAAGAUAUGCUGGCAUCAAUGUGAGGAAUGAUCUCACGAUCAGAGACACUGAAAGCACAGAGGACUUUGUUUUGCCCAAGAAAGACAAACUAGUGUGCUGGAUAGUCAGUAACAACAACCCUCAAACUGGAACAGCUGUGAGAGAACAAUAUUAUCGUGAACUAUCUAAACACAUCAACAUCAGUCUCUUUGGUAAAGCCUAUACUGGGAAUGUUUUAAGUUAUGAGGAGUACUACUCAACAAUUGCUAGCUGUAAGUUUUACCUCUCAUUUGAGAACUCUAUCCACAAAGACUAUAUCACAGAGAAGGUCAACGGGCCCCUGGUGGCGGGGACGGUCCCUGUAGUUUUGGGUCCGCCGAGAGAAAACUAUGAGCAAUUCCUUCCCUCUGAUGCCUUCAUCCACAUAAAUGAUUUCCCUGAUGCAAAGUCACUGGCUGCCUUUCUGCUGGACAUGAAGGACGAGGAGUACGCACGUUACUUUGAGUGGAGAAAGUUCUUCACAGCCACCCCUCACCUGUUGUCCACCCAAAAUGAAUUCAUUCAGCCUAUCUGCCUCGCCUGCAAACACAUGGCAAGGGACAGGGAUUUCCAUAUAGUUCACGACCUUUAUGACUGGUACUUCGGAUGAUAAAGAGAAUGUCCCUUGAUGUUGGCUCAAGAUGGAGUCCUAUCGCCAGACUGUGCACUAUUUCAAUGUUAUGGUGUAAUAAAUGUUUGGCACUUCUGCACAAGUCUCUCCUGAUUGAAUUAAGUAGAUGUGAUCAGGGAAUUAUUGUACUUUUUGGAAUUUAUUGUCCCUUUUUUAGAAAAUUAGCUUAGCUUGAAGACUGUAAAAGGGAAAAGGAGCUAGCCAGUAAUUUUUUGUUUUUUUUAAUAUUAACAUUUUAAUAGUCACCUUCAAACUCUUAUUUUAUCAACCUGUAGUCCUCCCCCACUGAAAGGUUCAGUGUGUUUCCUGAAGCUAAAGCACAUUUCACAAUGUUAAUUCCUGGCAUGUCCCUGUUUGUGCCUUGAUGAAAUAUGAUCAAAUAGGACCAGGUGAGAUGCAGACAAAGAGGCUUUUGGCAGGUUGUGUUCAGCUUGUUAGUCGUGUCAAUUGUUCAUUCUGGCUUUUGUUCAGUGGCGGCUGGUCCAUAGAGAGCAAUGGGGCGUUGCCCCACCCUGAGCAACAAAAAAAAAAAGAGUGUCGUUUUUUUGUUUAUAUUAAAAAUACCUUCUACAA
Messenger RNA from Pungitius pungitius (ninespine stickleback), 2126 nucleotides. Its product is annotated as 4-galactosyl-N-acetylglucosaminide 3-alpha-L-fucosyltransferase 9-like. NCBI's taxonomy places the organism in Eukaryota, Metazoa, Chordata, Actinopteri, Perciformes, Gasterosteidae. Gene Ontology annotation, cellular component: membrane. The transcript has 2 exons. Bases 456 to 1532 code for a protein of 358 amino acids. Gene Ontology annotation, molecular function: alpha-(1->3)-fucosyltransferase activity. The record is from RefSeq and is a predicted model, not a curated record.